Molecule: messenger RNA, 1132 nt
Organism: Trichogramma pretiosum
Lineage: Eukaryota; Metazoa; Arthropoda; Insecta; Hymenoptera; Trichogrammatidae
Gene: RpL5
Product: 60S ribosomal protein L5-like
Exons: 5
Coding region: 79-969 (296 amino acids)
Biological process (GO): ribosomal large subunit assembly; translation
Cellular component (GO): ribosome; cytosolic large ribosomal subunit
Molecular function (GO): 5S rRNA binding; structural constituent of ribosome
Source: RefSeq, a predicted model, not a curated record
CUGCGCAACGGCAUCGGCGUGAGGUGUUAGUCGGCGUGGAGGAAUCAAGAUAUCUCUCUUUCAAGCGAGGCCAUCACGAUGGGUUUCGUGAAGUUAGUGAAGAACAAGCAGUACUUCAAGCGCUUCCAAGUCAAAUUCAAGAGGCGUCGUGAAGGAAAAACCGACUACUAUGCUAGGAAACGCCUGACCGUUCAGGACAAGAACAAAUAUAACACCCCCAAGUAUAGGUUGAUCACACGUAUCUCCAAUAGAGAUAUCACAUGCCAAGUCGCAUACGCCAGGAUCGAAGGCGACAAGAUUGUGUGCGCAGCAUACAGUCAUGAGCUGCCCAAGUAUGGUAUCAAGGUUGGUCUGACCAACUACGCUGCUGCCUACUGCACCGGUCUUCUCUUAGCCAGAAGGCUGCUGAAAAAAUUGGGCUUGGACACCUUGUACCCUGGAACCACCGAUGUUACUGGUGAUGAGUACAAUGUUGAAGAGCUCGACAAAGGACCUGGUGCCUUCAAAUGCUACUUGGACACUGGACUCAUGCGUACCUCUACUGGUGCUCGUGUAUUCGGUGCCAUGAAGGGAGCUGUUGAUGGUGGACUUAACAUCCCACACAGCUUGAAACGCUUCCCUGGCUAUGACAACGAGUCCAAAUCUCUGAAUGCUGAUGUUCAUCGUCAACACAUCUUUGGACAACAUGUUGCCAACUACAUGAAGCUUCUUGAAGAAGAAGACCCAGAAGCUUUCCAAAGACAAUUCUCGCAGUAUAUUAAGAACGGAAUUGCUGCCGAUAGCAUUGAAACUAUGUACAAAAAGGCACAUGAAGCCAUCCGUGCCAACCCAGAGCAUGUUAAGGAAGAGAAGAAACCUCAGGAGAAGAAGAAGAGGUGGAACAGAGCAAAAAUGUCACUCUCAGAGAGGAAGAACCGUGUCGCUCAAAAGAAGGCAUCGUUCCUCAAGGCACUCGAAGCCGAAGAAUAAAAACAUUUUUAAAAUCAAUGUUUGUAUUUUACUGUUGUUAUUCAGCAGUACUGCACUAUUCUUCAGUUUACAUUGUCAACUUGUUUGUAACGAAUAUUGCUUAGAGGAUAUAAGAAUGACCAUAAUAAAAUGUACUACGCAUUUUUUAAUAUUUUAAGUAAAA